AUGAGUGCCCCUUUUAAAGUCAGCAGAGGAGUAAGACAAGGUGACCCUUUUUCACUUAUGCUCUAUUGCAUCGCUGUCGAAACGCUGGCCUUAGAAAUAAACAAAAAUUCAGGUAUUGAUGGCGUACCAUUACCUGGCUCUAUGAAGCCUCUUAAGGUUAUGCAGUACGCAGAUGAUACAACGAUCUUUGUAAGAAACCCUUCCUCAAUUGACGUACUUUUUGAAAUACUCACCAACUUUGAAAAAGCUACAGGAUCAAAUAUAAAUAAAGAAAAAACUAAAGCUUUAGCUUUAGGUGGCUUUAACUAUUUAGCAUAUAAAAAAUACGUCCAACAAGAAUACUACCAAAACCACAAAAUAUCGUGGACAAAUAGCACAGGUCUAAAAAUCUUAGGUGUUACCUUCUUUACAGAUUUAGGAUACACAGCCAGCUUUAACUGGCAAAUUGCCCUGUGUAAAUUGGAAAAUAAACUAAAAACACUAAAAUAUAGAAAUAUCUCACUUAAAUGUAAAACAACCUGA
Molecule: messenger RNA, 522 nt
Organism: Hydra vulgaris (swiftwater hydra)
Lineage: Eukaryota; Metazoa; Cnidaria; Hydrozoa; Anthoathecata; Hydridae
Source: RefSeq, a predicted model, not a curated record